Erpetoichthys calabaricus (reedfish) is the source of this 1918-nucleotide messenger RNA. RefSeq names its product G patch domain containing 3 (gene gpatch3). The record is from RefSeq and is a predicted model, not a curated record. Gene Ontology annotation, biological process: positive regulation of DNA-templated transcription; negative regulation of type I interferon production; negative regulation of RIG-I signaling pathway. Bases 261 to 1787 code for a protein of 508 amino acids. Gene Ontology annotation, molecular function: nucleic acid binding. NCBI's taxonomy places the organism in Eukaryota, Metazoa, Chordata, Cladistia, Polypteriformes, Polypteridae. The transcript has 7 exons.
GACGUCACAUCCGACUACUUGUACUUCUCUCUACGCUGUACAGAACACUGUUUAUACCAGUUAGUGGUCACCACGAGCACAAAUCGGGCAGAUACCACAGAUCGGGUAGCGACAAUGCCAUAGAUGUGAGUAGGCGGACAGCGGUCUGCAGCUGUCUCCACUUGAUACACGUGAGCCCCACCGAUCUUGUGUAAUAACGCACUUCCGUGCAGCCAGUCAGAGGUGAUGAUUGUCGCUAUUCGUGCGUUGUUUUUCCUGACAUGGCGACUUCCAUUGUUUACUGUGCAGUUAGCAACAUCCCAGCGAAGUUCAGAUCUGUAGAUUUGAGAAAUUUUUUUAGCCAGCUUAUUGAAGGGGGGUCAUUCAUAUGUUUCCAUUACCGACACCGACCGGAGGAACUCCGGGACCCAGCUGCGGAUGAGUUCGACGCAGAGUCAGCGUCUUUACCGAAUGCAAAAAGGGACGAAUCGGAGGAGACGUCGGCUGUUACACGGGACCGAAUCACGGCGACGCGAAAAAAUACCUGCUGCUGUGUGGUGGCACUAGAAGCCAAGCAUGCCGAGCGGUUCAUUAAGAUGUAUGCGGGGACCCAGUGGGUUGAUUCGAAAGGAGACUGGCUGGCCAGCCGCUGUGUAAUCAAAAGGAUCAGGGUUUCGGAGAAUCCAGACUGCAACACUUUUAUCUAUAAAACCAAAAAGGAGAUUCAUGCAAGUGUAUCCCUGAACAGGAAGUUCACUGAGAGCGAUCUAAAAAGACUACCAGAACUCAACCCACCUGCUUUGAUGCCGAAUGGCAAUGUAGGAACUCCAGGUAAAGUGUUCUUGGAGCUUAUACAGGCCUGCAGAUUGCCUCCAAGCAUCAUAAAAAAACUCGGAUUGAAGUUCCACAAGACGGGGUCAAACAGGAGAUACGGCAAUGUUCCAUUUGAGUACCAAAACACAGAGACCGUUGAACUGGAAGAAACCGUCUACACAGCCAGUGGAGUCGAAAUUUCAGAAAUGAACAAAGAGUGGACACAGCAAACUCCUCCGGGGUCCACAGGCUCUCCAAAGAGAGAAGCAUCGGCAGGCAGUAAACACAAAUCGGAAUCCUCAGAUGAUGAUGAUGACACUUGUGAGGAGUGGGAGCGUCACGAGGCCCUUUAUGAAGACGUGACAACCCAGGAACGAACAAAAGAAAGGUUGUUUGAGGAGGAAAUUGAACUGCAGUGGGAGAAAGGUGGCUCUGGACUGGUUUUCUAUACAGAUGCGCAGUAUUGGCAAGAGGAGAAUGGCGAUUUUGAUGAGGAGACGGCAGAUGACUGGGACGUGGAUAUGAGUGUUUACUAUGACAAAGAUGGUGGUGACAAGGAUGCCAGAGAUUACGUACGAAUGAGAUAUGAAAAAAGAUUGAGAGAUGGGGAAGAGACAGGAUCUCUGCAAAGUCUAGGGAUUGGAAGCUUUGAGAAAUAUACAAAGGGGAUUGGAAGGAGGCUGAUGGAGAAGCAGGGCUGGAAAGAGGGCUGUGGACUGGGUCACAGCCAGCCUGGCAUAACGGAGGCUCUUGAAAAUGAUGGGCAGCAUCCCAGGUGUAAGAGGGGGUUAGGAUAUCAUGGAGAGAAGCUUAACACCUUUGUAAAAACAAAAAAAAGGCCUUGUGAUUCUGGUGUUCGAAUUUCAACUAUUUACGAUGAGCCAGAAGACGGUGACAAAGGUGAUUUAUUACUUCGGCGUCAGCCUACAACCAGUAUGAAGUAUCGGCAAAACUGGGUGCCUACAUGUAAGAGUAGCAGCUCUAAACAGAAUUAGAUGGGACUUUGUGGAAUGAUUCUUUAGUGCAUUUUUAUUUAUAUUAACAACAUACAGUAUGCCAUCCAUUUUUAUAUGUUAUUUAAAUAUUUUGAGAGCAUAUGUAUUAUUGUGACCGCGGGAGAGCAAAA